UCCGCUCUCCCCACUUUAAACCCUCUCCUCCCCCGUGGAAAAUCUCCCCUCUCCGAUCCUUUCCCAACGUUACCGGGCAGGCGAGAGAGUCGAGACCCGGGCGCCCCCACAAACCUGCCUCCAUCCAUUCAACGCCCUCUCCGGCACUGCGCCGCUCCCUCGAUCCGCCCCCAAAUCCAGCUCUGCUCCCCUCUCUAAACCGCCACCUCCCCCCCUCAUCUUUUGCCUCCGGCUGCAGAGAACUCCCUCUCCAUCGCCGCCGCGCGCGCUUCCCUCCCCGCCAGUCAUCUUCCCGGGGAUUAUUAUUAGUAUUACCUGGCCAGGCUAAGCGCACCGUGAUUACCAGAGGCUCGGGUUGAUUUAUGUGUCAUAAACAGCCCGAGCGCUCCUCAGUCUCUCCUUGCCUCUUCCCAGCCUCUCUCCACGGGAGAAAGUUAUCCCAGCGUGGGAGACCCAUUGAUCUAGCCAGCUUUCUCCGUUUGCUUGCUGGAUCCCUCUCAUCUAGGCACAUGGAAUGAUGUGGCGCUUAUUCUAGGCUUUCCUCGCGGAGCUGCCUGUUUUAUUUUUAUUAUUUUUUUUACAAAGCUAGAUGUGUGUUAUAGUGUACAGUAUAGCGAGGAAGAGCGAGCCCUUUUUAUCAGCCCCCUCUCUCUCCACCCCUGCCUCCCUCCCUCCUUCCCUCCCUCCCUCUCCCCCUCCCUCCUUUUCCCUCUCUCCCUCUCACUCUGUCUAAUGUGCGAGCUGGAAAGCUUAUAAAAGCCUGAUGUAAUCCUUAAUGCAGCCUCUGGCUACAGUAUAGACCGAGUCUAGUUACAACCGAAAGAACCAGGAGAAGGAGACCGGGAUCCAAGAGCAGGAAGCGCAAGAGAUCCUGGGAGGAAUUAAAAAAAGAGGGUUUCAGAGGCACCGGAUGGAUCUUGGCCUCCCCGGGAAAGAAGACUUUGGGGGGAGGAAAGCAGCACCCCAAAAGCUCUCAGCUGCUCCAAGAAGACUUCCUUCUCUCCUGGUGGAUCUAAUCCCGCCUCGGGUUCCUUUCUUUCGUCUCGAAAGUGGGCUUUGAGAUUCUCCCAUCGCUCAGGAUUCCUGCGCCCUUUAUCACCGCCGUCGCCGGUCAUUAUUAGCGAUCAUAUUUCAUUUCCAGUUAUUUUCUUUUUUUUGUACCCCAAUACCAAAGGGGGUGUGAGAGAGUGAGUGUGUGUCUGUGUGCACUUUAAAUUUGGAGCAAAGUUUGGUGUGUGUGUGUGUGUGUGUUUAAGAGUGGGUUGGAAGGGGGGGAAGCAAAACGACACCCCCCUCUCCCCGAAAUCCUUUUUUGACUCAUUAGCCAAUGGCCAUUUUCUUACUUCUGGAUAUGUGGAUGCUUCCCAUUUGGAAUUUGAUCCGGCUGGGGGAAACGGUAUAAUUUCGUGGAUGGUCUAGAAAGGUCUUGCUUGCCUCGGCCACAAGGAGGAGCCCGAAUCCAAACAUGGGACGGCUGGAUUGAUCUCAUGUAGAGCCCGGGGCGAGAACUCUCUCAUUUCCUCCUGUUAUGUCCAAGAUCUGCCUUCUGCCUGGCCAUUGCUUUGAGUUCCAAAGGACGAGGGACCUAGGAUGAGGAGGAGCACUGGAUAUACCUUGAACCUGCUUUUGUUAUUGCCACUUUUCUUUGUGUGGACCGUAGUGGCGCUCGACCUUGGGCAGUCUCCGUGCACCACUCUGGUCCAGGGCAAGUUCUUUGGCUAUUUCUCCUCGUUUGCCGUCUUCCCGUUGAACUCUUCCCGCUGCUCUUGGAUUAUCCAGAACCCUGACCCCAGGAGGUACACCUUGUACAUGAAGGUCUUGAAGCCCACCGGUGGAUGCGACCACCAGCAGAUACGGACCUACCAGUUUGACUCCUUCUUGGAGUCCACGAGGACGUACUUGGGCAUGGAGAGCUUUGACGAUGUGCUGAACCUCUGCGACAGCUCCACCCGCUAUGCCUUCCUCCAGUCCAGCAAGCAGUUCCUCCAGAUGAAGCAGACCGCGUCCGCCUUAGAAAGCGGGCACGUCCGGUGGAAGCCGGCCAAGGUCCAGGAAAGGGAUUUCUCUGUGGAAUACCUGGUGGUCGGCAACAGAAGCCCCAGCAAGGCCGCCUGCCAGAUGCUGUGCAAAUGGUUGGAUACUUGCUUGACCACCAGCAGCAGCUCCCACCCUUGUGGCAUAAUGCAGACCCCCUGCACUUGCUCCAGCGGAGAGGUACUAGACCAGCCCAGCGAUAUCCUGGGCUUCACCAAAAAGAGGGACGAUUGUUUCAAAGAUGGGAUUUACUUGGAGAACUGUGUGAGCAGCCCAAAGGACAGCAGUGGGCUGGAUUUCUUGGGUGGUUGGAACCCCUGGUCACUGUGGGGAGAAUGCACCCGGGACUGCGGAGGAGGCCUGCAGACUCGCACCCGGACCUGCCAGCCCCUUCCGGACGAUGGCAUCAUCUGCGAGGGAGUCUUAGAAGAAGGCCGGCUGUGCAACAGGAAAGCUUGCAACCCCAAUGGACACUACAAUUCCCGAAGCCAGUCACUGAGAUCCACAGAUAACCGGAAGAGAGAUGAUGUCGACGACAUGCAACAGUAUGGGUACCCUGCACCUCAAAUAGGUGACCCAGCUGCUGAGGAGUGGUCCCCAUGGAGCGUGUGUUCGACCACCUGCGGGGAGGGCUGGCAGACUAGGAUGAGGUUCUGUGUGUCGUAUUCCUACAGCACCCAAUGCAGCGGGCCCCUCCGGGAGCAGCGGCAAUGCAACAACUCGGCCGUCUGUCCAGUCCAUGGGACAUGGGACGAGUGGUCUCCGUGGAGCCUUUGCUCAUCGACCUGUGGCCGAGGGUACAGGGAUCGCACACGGACCUGCAAACCUCCUCAGUUUGGCGGCAACCCUUGCGAAGGACCCGAAAAGCAAACCAAGUUCUGCAACAUCGCACUUUGCCCCGGUCACUCAGUGGACGGCAACUGGAAUGAAUGGUCGAGCUGGAGCUCCUGUUCCACCAGCUGCUCCAACGGGACCCAGCAGCGGACGAGAGAGUGCAAUGGGCCGUCGUACGGGGGAGCCGAAUGCCAAGGACACUGGGUGGAGAGCCGAGACUGCUUCCUAAGACAGUGCCCAGUGGAUGGGAAGUGGCAAGUGUGGGGUCCGUGGGGGAGCUGUACCGCCACUUGUGGAGGUGGAACGCAGAAACGCGACCGUGUCUGCUACGGCCCUUUCUAUGGAGGAGACGCAUGUCAAGGACCCAAAGAGGAGUACAAGCAAUGCAACGAGAAGAGAUGUCCAGAGCCCCAUGAAAUCUGUGACGAAGAUAACUUUGCUUCUGUGAUUUGGAAGGAGACUCCAGGAGGAGAAUCUGCAGCCGUUCGAUGUCCCCGGAACGCCACAGGGCUGAUCCUACGCCGGUGCAUGCUGGAUGAAGACGGCAUUGCCUAUUGGACCCUUCCAACAUAUGUCAAGUGUGUUUCCAUCGACUACAGGAACAUCCAGAUGAUGACAAGAGAUCAUCUUUCAAAAGCCCAGCGGGGUUUGAUAGGGGAAGGGGUGUCGGGUGUGUUGCAAAACCUGGUGGAGAUUUCUCAGGAUGGGACCAGCUACAGUGGGGAUCUGCUCUCGACCAUCGACGUACUCAGGAAUAUGACCGAGAUCUUCCGAAGAGCUUAUUACAGCCCCACUACUGGUGACAUACAGAACUUUGUCCAGAUAAUUAGCAACAUCCUGACGGAAGAUAACCGAGACAAGUGGGAAGAGGCUCAGCUGAUGGGACCGAAUGUCAAGGAACUUUUUAGGCUGGUGGAGGACUUCAUUGACGUCAUAGGAUUUCGUAUGAAGGACUUCCAGGAUUCCUAUCAAGUGACUGAAAACCUGGUCCUCAGCAUCCAGAAGCUCCCUGCCAACGCAGCCAAAGACAUUAGCUUCCCUAUGAAAGGCUGGCGGGGCAUGGUGGAUUGGGCCCGCAGUGCAGAGGACAAGGUCACUGUUUCCAAAAGCAUCCUGUCCACGGGGGUUUCAGAGACAGAUGACUCCGCUGUCUUCGUGGUGGGGACAGUACUGUACCGAAACCUGGGUGGGAUCCUCUCCCUUCAGAGAAAUACUACAGUUCUGAAUUCCAGAGUCAUCUCUGUGACUGUGAAACCAGCUCCCCGCUCACUGCUCACCCCAAUGGAAAUUGAGUUCUCCCAUUUGUACAAUGGAACUACCAACCAGACCUGCAUCCUAUGGGAGGAAACUGAUGUACCCUCCUCCUCCUCCUCCUCCUCCUCUUCGUCUCAGCUUGGCGCCUGGUCCUGGCGUGGCUGCCGAACAGUCCCGGUCGAUCCUUUCCGAACUAAAUGCCUGUGUGACAGAAUCUCCACCUUCGCCAUCUUAGCCCAGCUGAGUGCCGAAAUGAACACAGAAAAAGUGCUCGUCCCUUCGGUCACGUUAAUCGUAGGCUGUGGAGUGUCUUCCUUGACUCUCUUGCUUUUGAUAAUCAUAUACAUCUCAGUCUGGAGGUACAUCCGUUCUGAACGUUCCGUCAUCCUUAUCAACUUCUGCCUCUCCAUCAUAUCUUCCAACGCUCUCAUCCUGAUUGGGCAAACCCAGACCCGGAAUAAGGUGAUAUGCACCUUGGUGGCCGCCUUCCUUCACUUUUUCUUCCUCUCUUCCUUCUGCUGGGUGCUGACCGAAGCCUGGCAAUCUUACAUGGCUGUGACGGGCAGGCUGCGAAACCGCAUCAUCCGCAAACGCUUCCUGUGUCUUGGAUGGGGCCUACCUGCCUUGGUGGUGGCCAUCUCUGUGGGAUUCACGAAAGCCAAGGGGUACGGCACCAUGAACUAUUGUUGGCUUUCUUUGGAAGGAGGUCUCCUUUAUGCCUUCGUGGGACCAGCAGCGGCUGUCGUUUUGGUGAACAUGGUUAUUGGUAUUCUGGUAUUUAACAAACUUGUAUCGAAAGAUGGAAUAACAGAUAAGAAACUGAAGGAACGGGCAGGGGCAUCGCUGUGGAGCUCCUGUGUGGUCCUACCUCUCCUGGCCCUCACCUGGAUGUCAGCAGUGCUGGCCAUCACAGACCGCCGGUCAGCCCUCUUCCAAAUUCUUUUCGCAGUCUUCGACUCCUUGGAAGGCUUUGUCAUUGUGAUGGUCCACUGCAUCCUGAGAAGAGAGGUACAGGAUGCUGUGAAAUGCCGAGUGGUGGACCGCCAGGAAGAAGGAAAUGGAGAUUCCGGAGGGUCAUUUCAGAACGGACAUGCUCAGCUCAUGACUGAUUUCGAGAAGGACGUGGAUAUGGCUUGUAGAUCAGUGCUAAACAAAGACAUCAGCACUUGCCGCACCAUGACCAUCACGGGGACUCUGAAACGCCCGUCCCUGCAGGAUGAGGAGAAGCUGAAGCUGAACCACCAGAAGGGAUCGUCCAACUUCAACAGUCUUCCAGCCAACGUCUCCAAGAUGCACCUCCAAGGCUCCCCGCACUACCUGGGCGCCAUCAACCUCAACGACUUCAGCAAUCACACCCUCACUCUGAAGAAGGACAAGAGCCAGCCUCCAAAGUCCAUCUAUAUCUGCGACGGGGACAUCUUCAAGAAGCUGGACUCAGAGCUCUCUCGGGCGCAGGACCAAGCCAUAGACACCAGCUAUGUCAUCCUGCCCUCCAACACCGCCACCUUGAGGCCGAAGCCUCCGCCGCCUCCGCCGCCCCCCAAGGACGAUACAAAAUACAGCAUCAACAUUGACCAGAUGCCCCAGACGAGGCUCAUCCACCUCAGUAUGGCCACUGACCCAGGUUUCGUUGUCAAGAGCCCUCCAAGGGAGCCUGUGGUCAUGGGCUGUGGGGAGGCUCAGGCUUCGCCAAUGUUGCAGCAGCAGCAGCAGCACCAGCUGUCGCCUCCGAUGGUUAACAAGUCUGGUGACUCACAGAUGCCAAACAGCUUGUGUGACACGGGCGAGUCUGGCAACUCUGGCAUGGUGUCCAAGAGUGAGACGGUUUCCACCCUUUCCAUGAGCUCCCUUGAGAGACGGAAAUCCCGGUAUGCAGAGCUAGAUUUCGAGAAAAUCAUGCACACGAGAAAACGUCACCAAGACAUGUUCCAGGACUUGAACCGAAAGCUGCAGCAUGCAGAGAAAGAGAAGGAGUCCCCAACAACAGACAGCAAGCAAGAAAAACAGCAGACACCAAACAAGAGACCCUGGGAAGGGAUCCGGAAGGUCCACUCCCCGCCGGCGUGGGUUAAAAAGGACAUGGAGUUGGUGUCACAGUCUCCCUUGGAACUCAAAACUGUUGAGUGGGAAAAGGCGGGCGCCACAAUCCCCCUGGUGGGACAGGACAUUAUCGACCUCCAGACAGAGGUCUGA
This is a messenger RNA of Podarcis muralis (Common wall lizard), 6315 nucleotides long. The record is from RefSeq and is a predicted model, not a curated record. Lineage: Eukaryota; Metazoa; Chordata; Lepidosauria; Squamata; Lacertidae.